Xyrichtys novacula (pearly razorfish) is the source of this 5749-nucleotide messenger RNA. The record is from the annotation of a GenBank genome assembly. Lineage: Eukaryota; Metazoa; Chordata; Actinopteri; Labriformes; Labridae.
AUGUCCCAGAAUGGUAUGAAAAGAAAGAAGUCCUUGGCCCAAUUUAAGUACAUUUAAAGAAAAAAGAUGGAAAGGUAAUGGUGCUUUGGAUUGAAUUUGUGUUAGAGAAUAAAAAAAAGCUUAAAAUAUUUAACUGACUGGCAAACUUCUGUUUCAUCAUCUUUUUAAAAUAUCGACUUUACACUAAAACUAAAUAGACAAGGUAAGGACUAAGCUAAACUGGCGUUCCUUUAAAACUGGUGGUUUUCACAGAAUCUAUAAACAUAUCUCUCCAAAAAUCUGUGACUUACACCCUUUUCCCUCAAAAAACUUCUGUAGUGAAGUUAAAAGCACUGUCAGUCUAUGCACUGUAUACAUGUAUUGUCCCAAUAAUCUAUCACGGUUAGAUACUGCCCUCUGUUGGAAGACAUAUAGAACUACAACUUUGACUGGUUUUCUGGUGCCGUUCAAUUUUGAAUUAUUUGCCGAUGUAACACUUGAAACAAAUUGAAGUUAUCAAUGAUGAAUGGAUUUCUUCACUUGCAGUGACUCUUUGCAGCAGAACAUGUGAAAAUGAUAAGCUGCAUUAACAUCAGGCAGUUUCUCACUUGGCCAGUGCUUUCAGACUGUAAAAAGAACUACAUAGAAACAUAAGGUCACCUUCUUAAUGGUCUUUUUUACAUUUUGGGUUAUAAUUAGACAUAAAAAUGACUAUCAGUCCAUUAUAUGAUCUGAUAAAAUCUCCUUACAGGAGCUUUAAUGCAUCACUGUAACCAGGGCUGGACCGCGGUAUAAACAAUAAAAGUGGCCGCAUAGGGCCACAACCAAUGGGAAGGGGGCCACAUCACCCCCCCUCCCCCCCCAAAAAAAAGGAAGACAAAAAUAACUAGCUAGCUACUUCUAGUUCUGUCCUGUGGAAAAGAACCUGGUGUUCAGGAUGAAGAACACAAGAAAAUGCAAGAGGUAAAAACAUACAGAUGGUUGCAGGACAAAUUUACCUCCAGUUUGACUAAUUUGUUUAAUUUUUUGCUCAUUUUUAUCAAGUCAGGUCAAAUCUACAAUAAUCUUUUCUUUUAUCCUUACAUUUUCUUUUCACAACAUGUAUAACUACAGUAUCAUAUGUACUGUCCUUUUAACGUGCAGAUGUGGCUCUGCCUCAGUGAGAGAGGAGGAAUUCCUGAAUCUCCCCCUGGACCUGAUUCCUGGGGGUUCAGUGCAGCAGAUGCUGCAGGAAUAUGAGACAGUAAAGAAGCUGGACUUCUUUAAUCAACAUCCACAUUGUCUGAUAUGAAGCCACUCAAAUGUUUCACUCUGCGGUUAUUUUUGGUUGUUGUUUUUCCAUGUUUACUGUACACAGUAUCUGACAGCAUGUUUUCUCUGCAGGAGACUGAUGUUGAUUUCUAUUGCGAGUGUGGAGGCACAACAUCAGCACAGUGCUCCACCUUCACAACCCUGCCAAAGUGGGUGACGUUACAUCCAUCCCAGACUCACUGUUUCCCCCUGUUGCAGACACAUGCACAGAUUAUUUUCUCUUAAUUUAUCCUCAGUAUUUUCAUGCUCAGAAAUUCCCUCAGUUUAAUAAUCCUGUGGUCAUUCCCUCUCUGCUGCUCUCCACAGUUUCUUGGUGCUCCAAAUUAAGAGGUUCCACUUCACUCAGUCCUAUGAGCUGGUGAAACAUCAUGACCCCGUGGACCUCACCAGGGAAUUAAUUGUGACAUCUAGCCAGGUAAGACAUUUAUGCGCCAAAGUGUAAGAGUGUAGAAGUGUGUGUGUGUGUUUGUGUGUUUGUGUGUGCUUGUUUCUAACAGUUGUUCUGUGUGUUUGCUCUCAGGCUAAGAGCUGGUACAGUCUGGUUAGUGUCAUCAGUCAUUUAGGCAGCGAAGGAAACAGGUAAAAUAUUCACUCAGUGAGGGUCAGAUCAGCCAGUGCAGUCUUCUGUAAGGUCCUCAGAUACAUAAUAGAUAGAUAAAUGCCAAUCAAAUGCUGGAGUCUUUUAAGUCUCAGGAAUAUCAAAUUAACAUUAGCCUUCAAACCAUGUCUUUGUAAGAUAGAUAAAACAUUAUGAAGUAACUGGAUCGGUCUCAUUCAGCAGAAAGUGCUGCCCACUCUUGGAUCUUGGUAACAUUUUCCAUCAUUUUACUUUCAAAGAACUGCUGAACUCCUAAGAAUGUUUGAAGAAACUUGUUAUAAACCAAUUUUUAUGAUUUAUAGUCACAUAAUUUAACAUGUAAGCUAAAGCACCAGAAUUAGAAUUAGAAGUAUACUUUUAUUUUUAGAAAUGCAGCCAAAUAAAAGUGAAAGUCAGGGGCACAAAAAAAACCUCCAGUAAAGUACAGACACUUCAAAAUUAUACUCAAGUACUAUAUUUAAGUAAUGCUACGUACUUACUGUACAACACUGUUCAAGACUUUGCAAUUCAUUGUAUUAAAAAUUCAGAGAGCCUACUAACUGUUAAAGUUUAUGAAAUGACACAAAACAGAAUAAGUUUUGUUUGUGAGAUCACUUGAUUUACUCUUUGACUGCUGAGAUCCCAGAGUCUGCUGUGUCUGCAGAAAAGGGGUCACUCUCCAGAUUUGUCUUUAAGCCAUCAUGCAGCGUUACCUUGAAUGUUCAGAGAAAAUACUGAGACAUCUGAGAAAAUCUGUGUGUUCAGUUUUACAAGAGAAUAACUUUUUGACAUUAAGCCAAGUUGUGAAAUGAACUCUACUCUGGUUCUUCAGUCAAACCUGCUCUGCGCUCAAGUUAUGGUCCACUACUGCCCCCUGAGGCUGACUGCAAUAAUACCUAAUUGUCACUAUAAUCAAGUUUUCCUACAGUGCAUUUUGACUACUUCACCCUGACUUUCUUGGAGUUUUGAUCAAAUGUUUGCUCACACUAACGGAUAAUUUUUAUUCCAUGACCAUCUUUACAUCAACACAUAAAACAAACAACAAACAUCACGAAAGACUCACAUGUUUAUGGCUAUAAUUCUGUUCAGCUGGGUUUAUCCAGAAAUCUUGUCUGAAAUUUGCUCCAACAUUUGAUGCAAACUCUUCUUCCUCUCCUGUUAGGACACUACAUCAGCAGCGGGCUGCACCCUGAUGUGGAUCCUCCGACUGCUGGUGAUCUUUGGCUGAAUUAUAAUGACUCCAUGGUCACAAGAGAGAAUGUAUGCCAAAGAUUAGAGGAGUCAGCAUAUCUCCUCUUCUAUGAGAAGAUGGUGAGAAAAAAAUUGUUAAACAUAGAUUAUAAUUAAAAAAGCUGAAUUCUCCACAAACAGAGAUCAUUAACUGUCUUUAUGUUUGUUUUAGGAAUAAACAAGCCUGGCGAUUGGGAGUUUUUCCUCGCCGCUGUUGCUUCUGACGUGUGUCUCAAAACACAAAAUGAAAUGAAAAGUUUUUGACUAGGAGUCUUAAGUCAAAAACCAGUGAAGUCAGGUAAGAUAGAUAAAAUACUCCUUUAUUUGUCCCGCAAGGGGACUUUUCCAGUUAGGGAAACAAAGGCCAUUUUAAUUUACUGUGUUUGAAAUUGAAGGAAAAAUAUAUUUGCAUUAAAUACACAAGAACCUAAGUUUUAUAUGAAUAAAAACCAGUAAAAGGUGAGAUCAGAGAUCCCCUUUUUUAAGGAGACCUGGAGAUAAUAUGAUUUUGACUUUAUACAUUAUCUUAAAAACAUUAAAUUUUGUCCACAUAUACUGUAUGUACACACGUAGAAAUGUCAGUGUUACUAGAAUUUCUGGUAAUUGAAAAGAGAGUAGGUCUAAUGGCACAGGACUGAUCUCCCUUUCCUAUCAUGCAUUUUAAGGAAUUUUAUGGUGACUCAGUGAACACAGUGCCAAAUAUCAUUAUCAUUGCCCAAUACAGGUGUGUACACAGAAGCUCGUUGUUCCUGUCCACUGUUUCCAAGGAGGCUGACUCUUUCCCUUUUACACAAACAUGUUUAGACAAGAAUGAAAUUUAAAUUUUCCCUUGAGAAGCAAUCACAGUUCCUCCCUGGUGAGCAAGAGAUGAGGUGACACUCAGAUUGUCAUAAAAGGACAGGGUGUUAUGCCAAAGAUAUUGAUGUACGUAGUAUGUUAAGUACUUUUGGCUAUUCUGAACGCUCUAAGAAAAGGGGUGCUCUGUGAAAAUGAGUUUGUCUAAUUGUGGUCUACUUGUCCAAUUAAGCCUGGACUCUUAUCACAGGCUAUAUGAAUUGAGAACUUAAGAGCCAAAGCACCCACUGCAUUGUCGACAUAUCCUAAAAGGAGAUACAGUUGACCACUUCAUGUGUUUUGGUAGUGUUAAUAAUUUUAUAAAUGGUGUUGUCCUAGAAGCUGCCCACUGUUUUAAGUUCACAAACUAUUCAAGCCACCAACAAGCGCCUAAUAUGUGAAAAUUGACAGACAUUUUUUUUUUUGUAUGUUUCCUUCAUUUACUAGGCCUGCUGCAGGUAGAAAAUAAAGACAAGCACAUAGCUUGUUGAAGCUGAAGCCUUACGGAGAACAGCUUCUCAUGCGCAAGCGCACUGGUACUUCAGUGUCCCUCAGUAGGCGGAGUUAAGAGGUCAGGUGACCGCGGUCGUCAGAGUGGCCGCCAUGUGGCUGAGACCCACAGUGUUAUUGGGACUGGUUGGGUGCAGAGGAGUUGUCAGAAGCAUGGUAAGUGUAACGCUCAAUACAAUGUAUUUCAAUAACUUUGAUAGCGCGAUGAGAGAAUAUAAUGAAAGUACGUCCGGCUGCCCUCACGCUAUAGGCUCGUUAAACUAGUUGUGCUAUUUUUAAAACGCGGUGUAACAAUUAAAUGGGUCCGACGUUGAUGCAGCCUUAAACGCUAGUUUGAACCGCAAUGAACAGCUCUGAGACGCUGAAUAAAGGUUCACAGACGGUAUUGAAGGAUGUGUUUGUUCAUCCAGGUUAGAUUUAGGUCCUGUGUCACGGACAGUGUACUCAAACAUCUCCGUUUUUGUUCUAUCAAAGUAUGACUGGUGUUGCUAGCUGUCAGCGGUCUAAGGAUUGUGCAUGAAGGGAUAAAGAUGGCGUAAGUGUUUGUAAUAAUCCAUGGUGACAAUCCUCAAGACAGGUGAUUUUAAUUAUCAUCAGAUUAAACAGAAGCUCCACGGUUUUUACACUCCCUUUAUUCUAUGAGUUUAAGCCAUCUGGUUAAAUAAAUCUAUUUCCCGAUUUAACAGUUGUUUGAAAACUCACAUGAAUAGUUUUAUUGUCUUUCUCAGAUUAGUAGAAUAAUGUUUGUCAGAUUAAGGUUCGUGAAGGAUUUCAGCCUGAACCUGUUCUUUUUUGUAAAAGAAGGGUGUGAACGUUUUGAUAAAACAUAUGUGCCAAAGAGCACUGAGUCAUAAUAAGGCCAAGGGUUAACUUCUGUAUUCUUCCAGUCACCAAAAACUGCUGGUCUCAUCUCUAUCAGCAUUGAAAUAAUUUUGCCCUUUGGUCUGCUUUGAUGGACUUGAACCGGACAGUUUUUAUCAGUAUUACUCAAUCACACAUAAUCACUUAUCAAUGUUCCUUUAUCUGUGUUCCUUUCCCCCCCUCUUUGCAGUGUGCUCAGGUGAGCGACUGGCAGAGUGCCAAGACCAUAUAUGAGUUUUCUGCCAACGAUAUUGAUGGCAAUGAGGUUUCCCUGGAAAAAUACAGGUAAUUAAUUUCUGAUGAAGGCUAAGAUAGUAUAACUGGCUGAAAGGGUGAACUAAAUAAAAAAGAAGUAGUAACUUUUUUCUCACUUUGAUCAUGUCUAUUCUGUUUUUCUCUCUUGCUAGGGGAUUUGUGUGUAUCAUUGUAAAUGUGGCCUCCAAAUGA